This is a messenger RNA of Syzygium oleosum, 956 nucleotides long. RefSeq names its product protein NTM1-like 9. The transcript has 5 exons. Gene Ontology annotation, molecular function: DNA binding. Bases 63 to 809 code for a protein of 248 amino acids. Lineage: Eukaryota; Viridiplantae; Streptophyta; Magnoliopsida; Myrtales; Myrtaceae. The record is from RefSeq and is a predicted model, not a curated record. Gene Ontology annotation, biological process: regulation of DNA-templated transcription.
CUCAAGUUCUAAGUUCUAACCAUAUCACUUGUCUUAGCUAAUUAGCCAUACUCAAUCUCUGUAUGGAGCGCUAUCAGGUGGGAUUCAGAUUCCUUCCGACUGAGGAAGAACUCGUCAAUAACUACUUGAUGAGCAAGGUACUUGGACACAACGAUGGUGGCGUCAUCCCCGAGCUCGAGGAUUUCUAUGCGCACGAUCCUUGGGAUUUACCUAGAUUGUAUCAGAAAAUAUCGAAUAUUCCAUCGGAUGGGUUGGAUUGGUACUUCUUUUGCCCUUCUCCUUACCUAGCCCAAAAUAGCGAACGUGUCAAAAGGCAAACAAGAAGUGGUAAAUGGAAGAUCACUUGCCAAAGGGAUAACAUAAAAACUCGAGACACCAAGGCUUUAAUAGGCACCAAGAGGAUUUUGGUCUUUUACAAUGGUCGCGCCAAGACCGGAUGGGUCAUGCAUGAAUACCACAUGAAUCCCAAACUUCUUAAUGGAUACUCUUCCGCUUUCCAGAUACCCUAUAUCCUUUGUCGUUUGAAGAGGAAACCGAGUGAAGGCUUGGAUAUAUCCCCUAGUUUUGAAGGAGGAUCAAGCGUAACUGAUGACACCGCAGCUGCUUCUCAACAUGAGUGGACAGAGGACACAGAUCAGGAGUCAUCGUUUCAAGCGACCAUGGAAUCACUCCCACCACUGCAGACGCUCGCUGACAACUUGCCGAACUACAACUCGUAUCGCUCUUUCGUUCCGCAGCCCUGCGUGUACGACGAUGGCCAGGGCGAUGAUCCUUGGUGGGCCUUGGAACGUGAAGAUUACCACAAUUAGCUCCUCAACAAUGUGGCCUUGCAGGAUCAUGCGUUAGAAAGUUUUCAUGUCCUGCGAGUGGGUUAUGUGUGUUUUUUGUAUACCAAUAAACAUGAGACGUAUUUGUACUGCGUAUUCCGUACUGCACUUGUGCUAAUCAAAUGGUUG